This is a messenger RNA of Prunus avium (sweet cherry), 960 nucleotides long. The record is from RefSeq and is a predicted model, not a curated record. Lineage: Eukaryota; Viridiplantae; Streptophyta; Magnoliopsida; Rosales; Rosaceae.
AUGUUCAUCUGGCGGUGCUGCAGAAAUGUGCUAGCUGUCCGUGAGAACCUCCGACGACGGCGUGUCGAUGUGGAGGCUGACUGUCCACUGUGCGGUGAUAAUGGUGAAACUGAGGUCCACUUGUUUUUUCGUUGUGAAAUAGCCAGACUAUUUUGGUUUGCGACCCCUUUACAAUUAGAUGUGCUUGGUGUAGACGGAGAAGAUUUCCUGAGUUGUUGGGAGUGUUUGCUCCAGAAGUUUGCUCAGGUUGAUCAGAUUGAUGAGAUCCUUCAAAUUGUGGCUUUUGGAUUGUGGAGAAUUUGGAAAGGAAGGAAUGCGGUAGUGUUUGAAAGACAGACCUUGGACCCCAUAGAUUUGGUGAGGUGUUUGCGCAUGCAGACUAAUGAAUAUCGGGGGGCUCACUCGGCAACCAUGGUGCUUAGGAGUGAACUGGUAAGACCACCAGACGUAACCUGUCCCCCAAGGAGAACUUGGCAGAAGCCCCUCCCCGGAUCUGUUAAAGCUAACUGUGAUGGGGCUUGGGUGGCACAAACGAAGAGGGGCGGGGUUGGUUGGGUUAUCCGGUCUGAGUGGGGUGAGCUAUUGCGAGCAGGUGGGCGAAGGAUUGCUUGGUGUGGUACAGCACUUGUGGCCGAAGCAGAGGCUAUACGAGAUAUGUUGGGUAUUUGUCUGCAUAAUGGGUUUUUGAGCGUAGAAGUAGAGUCUGAUUCACAAGAGAUUAUUCGGAUGAUCAGGGGGGAUAGUCUGAGUGCGACAGAAAUAGAAGGUAUACUGUUUGACAUCCAAGUUCUAGUUAGACGGUUUCAGUGGGUGGAGUUUCGUCAUAUUCCACGCCUUUGUAACAACGCAGCACAUGAGGUGGCUGCUUAUUUCUUUAGAGCUGGGGGUUCUGAGGUCUGGGACCAGUCUGGCCCAGCGUGGCUCCAUAGUGUUUUAGCUCUUGAUGUUAUUGAUGCUUAG